GUUUGUUCUUUACAACGGUCAGAUGUUGCUUUGAAACUGACUUUCCUUACUUUUGUUUAGGUAAUUACCUCCCAAGAUCGAUCACUGAUCCCCAUUAUUUAGAUCUUUCUUUGGUUCACCAAUCCUCUUUUCUAUAAUGGAAUACAGUCCUCAGUCCACAGCAUCGUCUAUUCCAUUUGACUCCACCACAACACUCACCAUGUCAAUGGCAGAUGAGCUUAAAUCUCAACACAGGCAACUAUUUAAUCCUGUCACACCUGACGUUUCACCACCCGCACAGAUUAGUAAUGGGGGAUUCCCUAUAAGGGGUAAAGAAACAGGGUCAGUGUUAGAGGUAAGCAAUAUGACAAAUGCAGAUAUUCAGGAAAUGGAGCAAGUGAGAGAACACCUGCAACUGAUGCUGCAGAACUGUAAAGGAUUCACAGAUCAAAGUGAUUAUGAACAAACUCCAAGAACAACUACAGACUGUGAAACACAAGAAAAUGAAGGGGACAAAGAGUCUACUAUAAGUGUGGAAACAACAUCCUUGUUGCAGAGACUUCUUCCAAAUUCUUCCCCUCUCUCUGAAAUUCAGGUUCAUUUUCAAACUCCUGAGCAAGGCGCAUUAUCUCAUGAUCAACAUACCAGGCAGAUGGUGUCAUUUGCCAGUGACAGAAGGUUAAAUGCAAUUCCUACCAGUAAAGUCACCAAUGAGAAAACACUUCUGUCUGAAAAUUCCCUGCUUAGAGAUCAGGUGGAGAAAGAGAGGUUUAGGAGAAAGCACUGUGAACAACAAAUACAGGAACUUCAUAGGAAGCUACUGGAAGCUCAGCAGCAGCUGGCUGUUGCAGUGUCUGCUGAGAGAAAAAAAGAUGCUAUGAUUGAACAACUUGACAAGACUUUAGCUAAAGUUGUGGAUGGCUGGAAAAAACAUGAAAGUGAGAAGGUAGCCAUUAUCAACCAACUGAAAAUAGAACAGGAAACUGCAGAGCAGUCUCAGCAAAGACAACAGGAGAUGUUGCUCCAGUUUGAGAAAGAGCUGGCACAAGCUGUGGAGGCUUUGACUAAAGAACAGGAAAAAGCAGCUCAGGCUGAAAGAGAAAAACAAUCACAGCUCAAGCAACAAAAGGAGGAAAGAAACAAGUUACUAGAAUGCCUGUCAAAUGAAAAAGAAGCUGUGUCACGAAUGGAACAGGAGAAAAUUCAACUCAGAAAAGAAAAAGAAGAAGCUGAAGAGAAAUAUGUUCAGACAGAUGAGGCUUUGAAGGAGCACAAAAGAAUCCUUGAAGAACUUCAAUCAAAAUUCAGCAGCCUGGAAGCAGAACAUAAUGAUUCAAUGGCCAUGGAGAAGGUUCUAGAGAGUUUGAAGAUGGAGUUACGUUUGAUGGAAGCCAAACAUGAAGCAAAUAGAACCAAAGAAGAGACUGAAAGGCAAGCUGAACUGGAAAGAGAGAUGACUCAGCGGCUGGAAGAGAUUCAUGAUCAAAUGUCAAAAACAGAAUCAGAAUUAAGGGAAUCACACAGAAAACAGCUUCUGGAGAUGAGCAAGAAACACAAAGAAGAACUUGAACAGCAGUUGGGAAAAUUUCAUGAGGAGUUGAAAAAAAAGGAAAUCAAGGUGAAGUCUACUACUGAUGAAUAUGAAGAAAGAAUCAGUACUUUCCAAGAAAAGAUGGCUUCUCUCUCAAACUCAAGGCUUUACUUGGAGAAAGAAAGACAGAUGCUGUCUGUGCGUCUACAGCAGAUGAUGCAGUCUCACUGUGAGGAAGCCAUCAAGCUGUUGAAUUCCAGUAGAACUUCAUUGUCCCCUCUGUCUGGAACACGACAGCUUGUACACAAUCAAAGCUCCUUUGCGAAGAAUGUCAAGGAGUCAAACUCUGACUGGGAAAAAGACACAGGCUACCAGCCUGGUAAAGGACCAAUCACAGCAGCUCUGUUUCAAUCUUCACAGGUACAUCAACACCAGCAGAAGAUACCUGAUGAAAUCUCAGCAAAUUAUGUAACACCUAAAUUAGCACAUAAUAUCAGCCAUGACAGUUCUCAGACUGAUAGUGGCAUGUACUCAAAGAGUUAUCUUAGCAACAAUGGAGACAUGGUUAGGCAUGGGAUGCUAUCACAUGACCAGUCUGCAAAUCCAGACUUUUUUCCUCUUCACACUGUCAAUGAUGACAGGACUGUUAUUGAGGGACAGUCUGUGAUCAAUGAAGAUGCUUAUGAAGACAGAGAAGAAACACUUCUCGAACAAGAACUAGAUACAGACAACAUAUUACUAUCAGUAUUUCAUCAAGACAACCAUCUUCCUAGGAAUGUCUCCCCUGCAGCUGUGACUGAGGAUACCAUAACAGAGAAACUUCAGCAGCAGGAAUCACGCCAGGCAGAAUUAAACCACUAUGUGAAAAUGCUUCUGCAAAGAUCACCUGCAGAUCAACCCUACAAGGAAAAAGAUCACCUCCCUAAUGGACUUAGGCUGAUCCCUUCAUCCAGUGAUGUGCAAGACAGAUACUCUAACUCUUCCUCAGAAGUAAUUUCUCCCAUUCAUUCAAAUGGUCAGUUUGAGCAAAGACAUCUGAUGUCCUCACACCACCAUUCAUUCAAAGACUCAAGUUCACAUUCCUAUCAGGAAGUUAAACAUAAAGCACACCCACCACAAGCUGCCUUCACAAAAACCACAGUCACACCAGGUACACUUAGCAUUCCAAGCCAAGCCAGAGAAGAUGUUGGUAUUACAAGUCAGGUACCAUUCCAUGCACCACACACUCGAAUAGGUCAAGUUGCACCUCACACACCACCCCGGAGAGAACGAGACAGUGAUGACCACCCUCCUCUUCCAGGAGCAUUAACUCCUCACCAAGUUGGUCAGCUGUCUAGAAUGCUUGGACUAUUUUCAGAACCUGGUCAGCCACAGAUUACAGCUGAACAACUCUUUGCUUACCUCAGAAGAGUGCAGAACAACAACCCACUGGGUAACAGCCUCACAACAUCAGCAGCAUCAAGCCCAGUCAGUACCAAGACCCACAGCACACAUGAGCACCAUGUUCCGGGACAUAGUGUAAGGAAUUCUCCUUCCCAGGCUCUGCCAAAACAACACAUGAUAGCCAACAAGGCUAGAAGAAGUCUGGACACUAACUCUCACAAGAGACAGGGUCCUUCUGUUAGUGGUCUCCCUAUUAAUCCACCUGGAAGCCAGGUUACAAAAUCUGCUGAGCAACCAGGCCUGACCAGAGCUCACAAACAGCCUGUCAGACAAGUAUCAAGUCUAGUGGGUCCUUCCCUUAGGAACCCAGCUGGGGUGCAAGAUGGAACCAAGUCAGCAGCAAAAGUAGGACUACAAAGCAGAGAACCUAAGGCCAAAUCUGCUGCUAUAAAACAGACUAAGAUCAGUGCUUGGAGAUAGGCUGAUAUUGAUUAUUUUAUUUAUUUUCUCACUUGUCAAUAUGGUUUAUGGAGCAAGGCAAAUAUAGCUUUUAUUUUAUAAUAAAUCAUCAUUUGAGAUAUCUUGUGAUUAAUACAGUUGUCUUUCAUUCCUUGUUUCAUACAUUCUUACUUACCAAUUUAAUGGCACUACUAAUAUAUAAUACUUGCCAAUGGCAAGAUUAAUAAAGUAAUAAUGAAUAGGAACUAAUGAAAAAAAUAAAUUGCUUAUUGCCUCUGCUAAAACUCAUAAAACUAUGAGCCCCAAAAAUAUUUUAGAGUAAUCUGUCAAAAGAGGG
Pocillopora damicornis (cauliflower coral) is the source of this 3689-nucleotide messenger RNA. RefSeq lists its product as uncharacterized. Gene Ontology annotation, biological process: centrosome separation; mitotic cytokinetic process; centriole replication. Gene Ontology annotation, cellular component: centrosome; centriole. The record is from RefSeq and is a predicted model, not a curated record. NCBI's taxonomy places the organism in Eukaryota, Metazoa, Cnidaria, Anthozoa, Scleractinia, Pocilloporidae.